GAUGGUGAAAGAGAUGAAAAUGUCUGAAGGUGAAGUACUGUACACAGAAGUCGAAUUUACGAGGGGAGCGAGGGCAUGCACCAAUGAGACAACUUCCUCAUCAGCUGAAACCACUUACUCUGAAGUCAGGAUCUUGAGAACUGAACCACCUGCAGAGCUGCCUGGCGCCCAACAAGCAGCAGAGCCAAACGAACGAUCCAAGGUGACAUGGCAGACCGUGGCUCUGCUGGUUCUCAGUGCUCUGCUGGCAGCUGCCGUCAUUGCUCUCUGUGUUACCUUAAAUAAGAACAUUCAAACUGCGGAACAUCUCCGAAAGCUGCAAUAUGAUCAUGAUGCUAUGAAAAAAAAUCUUUCUGAGACACGCUGUGAACCAACACCAUGCAGCACAGUGCAGCCUACAUGCCCCACACCUCCUGAAGUAAAAAUAAAUCAGCCAUGUCAGAAGUGUGAAGGAGGCUGGGAGCAAGACGGAGGACAGUGCUAUUUCUUCUCCAUCAGUCGUUCAUCCUGGGAAGACAGCAGAAAUGAAUGCAAACGACGGGGAGGAGACCUGGUUAAGAUAGACAGCAGAGAGGAGCAGAGCUUCCUGAAAAACAGACUACAAAAAAUGGAUAAUAGAGACAAGUUCUGGAUCGGACUGACAGACUCAGCGGUAGAGGGUGAAUGGUUGUGGGUGGACGGCUCACAACUGAAUAAAAGUUUGAGUUUUUGGUUUUGGCAGGAGCCAGACAACUGGAGACUGGAGAAUCCUGAUGGAGAGGACUGUGCGAGGAUGGGGGAGGGCUGGUGGUGGGAUAAAUCCUGCAAAGCCCCUCAAAAAAGUAUUUGUGAGAAACAAGAAGAAAUGGGACGGACUGCGGUUACAUGUGUCUGAAAUCCAGUUAAGCUCGAGUCCUCAGCCAGUUUAACAAUCUGUGGCAUGAUGCUGUUACUGAUAAAGCUAAUGACAUAAACAAUGAAAGAGCAAACACCUCAUUUAGAAUCUAUGAUUAGUUAAUAUUUCUGGACGUUUACUACUUCGGUGUUAAGUCUUUUCUCAGUGUUUGUGACCCGGAGAAUUAAAUAUGAGUCUUUAUGACAACAAUAAUGUAACGGUUUAGCUGUGUUUUAGUGUACAAACAAAAAUGUAUAUAUAAAAAGAUAAACAUUUUCAUUAAUGAUUACAUUUCAUUAGUCUGUCUUUAAAUGAUUAAUCAAUAACUGAGGUUUUAAAUGAAACCAUUAACAAUUAUUAAUUAUAUAAGGGUUUUUAAUAUUUAUUUCCUGUACUGUGAAUAUCAUUUUCAUCUCACAAUUCCUGUUUUCUUCCAGCUUUUUCUUUUAGUUUAAUGCAAAAAUGCCAAAUUAAUCAAAUUAAUAUGAGUUUAUAAUUCAUUUGUUUUUUAGUUAGUUGUAACAUUUUAGAGGUCUUUAAUUACAGUCAGUGAUGAAUAAAG
Messenger RNA from Seriola aureovittata, 1436 nucleotides. RefSeq names its product CD209 antigen-like protein E. The coding region runs from base 2 to 874 and encodes 290 amino acids. The transcript has 8 exons. The record is from RefSeq and is a predicted model, not a curated record. Lineage: Eukaryota; Metazoa; Chordata; Actinopteri; Carangiformes; Carangidae.